AUGAAAUACGAAAAGCAACAGGACAGGAAAUUUCGUAACCGGCGGCAGCUCUCGGAGGCAGAAGCGCUAAAAGAAUUACCUUACGAGUGCAGCGCCAGCAAACGUAAAGCAGCCUUUGGCAUAAAGACCCGUGGGUCACUAUGGGUCAAUGGCGUGCACCUCGGAGUGCGUUGGUUGAAGGGACGGUACCGGCAGUGUGACCAUAUUAGUUUGGGUGAACUACCGAUUUCCAGCAGUUGCACUAAGACAGCGUGCAAAGUUCGGGAGCCGGACACCACCCCACCUACUGUCCGCGGCCUGAUGAUCCCGAGCCGCAGGCCAACCACACAGGUCACAAACGAGGCGACUGCAGCGACAGCAGCACUGGCCGCCGCCUCUGAACCCGAUGCCCCGCUGCCGCCGUUGGGGCCCCCUGGAGUCCUGGUGGCAUAUUACGCGGACCAUUGGCGGGUGCCCCUCCCCCCCGGCCACCGUUUCCCCAUGGAAAAGUACGCAGCGACCCACGGGUCUCUCAAGGCGGAUCACUCCCUGGAGGGCCUUAUACAGCUGAGGGCCGCUCCGGCCGUGUCCAUGGAGGAUGUGACGCUGGCGCAUGACGUGGCGUAUGUGGAACGGUUCAGGUACAACCGAAUGACGGAUCCGGAGAUGCGCAACGUGGGGUUCCCCUGGAGUGAACAACUGGUGGGUCGUACAUUCGCCUCUUGCGGAGGUACGGUGGCGGCUAUGCAUGUGGUGAUGCAGCAGGGAGGGAGUAUCAUCGCGGGCAACAUAGCGGGCGGCACACACCACGCCUUUCGGGACCGGGUUGAGUCUUUGUUUCUUUGCAUCCUCACUCUGGACUCCAUAUUAGUUGUGGAUCUGGAUGUACAUCAGGGUAACGGCACAGCUGACAUUUUCCAAGAUGACCCACGGGUCACCACCUUUGACAUAUUUGGCGACAAGAACUACCCCUGGAAAACCCGCCGGAAAAACACGUACGACAUACCCCUGCUUGACGACACGGGGGACGAGCAGUACGUGGCGCUGUUGCGGUCGUGGCUCCCCAAGCUCAUGCGGGAGCACCGGCCCCAGCUCAUCAUGUUCCAGGCAGGGGUGGAUGCGCUCAGAGGAGACAGCUUCGGCCGGCUGGGCAUGACCCGGUCGGGUCUGCUAGCUAGGAACAACCUCGUGUACGGCACUGCGUUGGAGGCGGGAGUACCUCUGGUGAUCACGAUGGGCGGCGGCUACACGCGGCCCAUGGACGCCUCGGUGCACGUGCUGGUGCACUCGCCGCUCGGUGGGGGAGUGUUCUGGGAGGCCCUUCUACGGCGUCCUCCUCACUGUUGGGGUUGUUGGGCCACCAGAGGCGCAGAGGGGAUGGAUGGUGAUGGGACGGUGAUAGGCCUUGGUACUACAGCGAAACUUGUCAUUGGUAACCCGCAUCUGCGAGUCCUAGGCAAGACCGGCGUUCACCAUCUGCAAAUGAUAGGCAAGGCCGAGUUAUCGUUCUGCGUAUACAGAGAUUUGCUUGUUUAUUAA
Molecule: messenger RNA, 1518 nt
Organism: Volvox carteri f. nagariensis
Lineage: Eukaryota; Viridiplantae; Chlorophyta; Chlorophyceae; Chlamydomonadales; Volvocaceae
Exons: 15
Coding region: 1-1518 (505 amino acids)
Molecular function (GO): histone deacetylase activity
Source: RefSeq, a predicted model, not a curated record